Messenger RNA from Prorocentrum cordatum, 269 nucleotides. The record is from the annotation of a GenBank genome assembly. Lineage: Eukaryota; Dinophyceae; Prorocentrales; Prorocentraceae.
GUUUGGCGUGCUACGAAGGACCCGAUCAUUAGCCCCAUCCUCUCCUCCAUGACCGAAACCGACAACCCCGACCCCGCGCGCUACAAUGGGGAACUGGGGACCCUGAACACCAUAGAUAGGAUCCUCGUCUCGUUCCCAGGCUGGGUCUGCAACCAGGUGCACUUUCGUGGCCAGGUAGUCGAGUACCCUGAGGUCUUAUCCUCGAAGGGCAUCUCUGACCAUGCUCCGCUCGUGGUCGAGAUUGCGCGCAGCUUCCCCGUCCCAGCUAG